Molecule: messenger RNA, 1307 nt
Organism: Sus scrofa (pig)
Lineage: Eukaryota; Metazoa; Chordata; Mammalia; Artiodactyla; Suidae
Source: RefSeq, a predicted model, not a curated record
AUGCCGCCGGAGAGGCCCGUGGGCGGCCCCGUCGCCGAGCCCCGGCUCCCAUUGGUCCAGGCGCAGGCUCCCCGCCCGCGCCCCCCUCCCCGCCGGCUGCCGGCCCGCCUCCCCGCGCCCACGCGCGCUCCCCGGCGGAGCGAGGACCCACCCCCCGCACACUCGGCGGCCGGGGUGACUAAUGCGCCCGCUCGCUCUCACCGCCCCCUCCCCGGACUCAUUCAGCCCCGCGGACCCAAGGGACCGAGCUGGGGACGGGCCCCGCCCCCCGGCCGGCGGCCCGGCGGGCGACCCGGUGUGCCCUGCCCGGAGGGGCCUGCGGCCGGGCGUUCCGCUGCCCCCACCCAAAGGGACAAGGCGGUUAAAGCUGGGGGCAGCUCUGGCACCUGGGCCCUGUCUGCACCCUCACAGCUGAGACGCCGGAUCCUGGAGCGGGGCCUGGCCUGGAGCGCACCCAUUCGGGCUUCCUCUCUCCAGUUUGGCAGGGCGUGUGCUGCGUCCUGUCCCCGGAACAGGCAGCCUGUUGGUUCCGGGCCCCCACACACCAGACCCCCCUCCUCCCUCCCUCCUGCCUCCUGCCUCCUGGUCCUGCCUCCAAGGGAAGUUUUGUAUUUUUCCGACGAUCCUGGCACUGCCUCCUCCUUGCGCCCUCCAGGCCAGGAGGCCGGGCCCUGGGGUCAUGGUCGUGGGCACUGGGCAGAUGGAGAGCCCACCCCAGCCCUGGCGGAGGAAAGCAGGGCCCCCGAGAGGGCCUGCGGCUGGUCCAGGCCCCUCAGCCAGGAAGCCAGGGCCAGGAAAGGAUGCUGAGAGGGUAUGGGGACAGGCUGCCAGCCUCCGGUGGCAUCCGAGAGCACAGCUGACGGCGACCGUGGGUGCAUCCCCCCAGCUCCCCCACCCCAGCCUCAGUUUCGCCACCCGUAAAGUGGGUACAGCCGUCUCUGCCCUGCUCAGUGUGAGGUGAGUCAGUCAAUCAAAGAACAGUUUGGGAGCCUGACUGGCAGGCACUGGGCCAUGUGGGGUGCAGGGGGGUAGAGAACACCCUAUAGACUGGAGCCAACACCAUGACCCCCACACUGUCCCCGGGGGACACCGGGCUGGGUGCGGCCCUGGGCGUGCUGCCCGCUGCCGCCCCUCCCCCGGCUCAGCACUGCAGACCCCAGCAGGCCGAGCCUCUGCUCAGACGCUCAAGUGUUUCAAGAAGCAGCGCAGCUCCCAGGGCGCUGGCUGGGGAAUCGGCAAGGCAGACGGGGGUGGGGGGGAGGCCAUGGUGGCGGCAGGAGUUGGGGCUUGGGGUGGGGGCCAGGAGG